AUGGGGGUUCCAUCGUUUUUUCGUUGGUUGGUAAACAAGUACCCUAAAGUGGUCGUAAAAGCCAUUGAAGAGAUAGAUGAGUUUGUAGAUCCAACCUCACCGAACCCUAACGGCAUAGAGUUCGAUAACCUGUAUCUUGACAUGAAUGGAAUUAUCCAUCCCUGCUUUCACCCGGAAGAAGAAGAUGAUGUACCAAGAACUUAUGAAGAUGUCUUCAACAAUAUCUUCGAAUAUAUUGAUCGGCUUUUUAGAAUUGUCAGACCAAGGAAGCUCCUCUACAUGGCUAUUGAUGGAGUUGCACCGAGAGCCAAAAUGAAUCAACAACGCUCCAGGCGUUUUAAGUCGGCAAUGGACAAGAAUCUUGCUGAGGCUGAAGAGGAGAAACUGAGACUGCAUUUUGAAAAGGAAGGGAAAAAAAUUCUACUGGAACAGGAAUCAGAAAUCUCAGAUUCUAAUAUAAUCACCCCUGGAACGGAUUUCAUGUACAAGUUAUCCAAGGCUCUCCAAAGCUACACCAAUCUUCGUUUAAGCCAAGAUCCAGGCUGGAAGGACAUUAAGGUAAUACUUUCUGAUGCCAAUGUUCCUGGAGAAGGAGAACACAAAGUGAUGUCAUUCAUACGCCACCAGCGAACUGUUCCUUCUUAUGAUCCAAACACCCGCCAUUGCUUGUAUGGUCUGGAUGCGGAUCUAAUAAUGUUGUCUUUGGCAACACAUGAAGUUCACUUUUCCAUACUGAGAGAGGAUUUACUUUUACAAAACCAGCAGCCAUAUGCAAACGGUCAAUUGACAGCAUCAUCAGACAAAAGAAAAGCAUACAUGAUGAAAAAGCCCUAUCAGUUUCUGCAUAUAUGGAUCUUGAGAGAAUAUUUGGAGCUGGACAUGCAAAUCAAUGAUCCUCCUGAAAACUUCAAGUUUGAUCUUGAGCGUAUCAUCGAUGACUUCAUAUUCAUAUGUUUCUUCGCGGGAAAUGAUUUUCUACCUCACAUGCCAACAUUGGAAAUUCAUGAGGGUGCAAUUGAUUUGCUGAUGCAAGUCUACAAGAAAGAGUUCAAGAAGAUUGGUGGUUAUUUGGUUGAUAUGAUUCGGGUUCAUGACAAGAAGUUGGGGUACAUCAAACUAUCAAGAGUGGAGAAAUUUAUUCUCCUUAUUGGAGCAUAUGAAGAGAAAAUAUUUAAGAAAAGAUCAGAUAUACGAGACCGUAAACUCAGAGGUUUUUGCAAUAAUGAUGAUACAAUAGAGGAAGAGAUUGAUGCUGGAAGUUCAACUUCUAAUGUGAAAGCAAUUGAAGGAUCUGCAGUUGUUUCAGCGGAUAAUCUUUCAUCUUCUGAAAUAGCGGAAAACACAAAGGAAUAUAAGCAAAAAUUGAAGGCGAGCAUUAGAAGAAAAUCUGAUCUUUUUAGGAAUGGUGAUCAUUUUGGGACUGACAAAGUACGGUUGGGUGCUACCGGUUUCAAGGAAAGAUAUUACAAGUACAAAUUUUCUGCUGAAACCCCGGGGGAGAUUGAAUGCAAAAGGAAGGAAGUAGUUAAAUGCUACACAGAAGGACUGCUGUGGGUUCUUUUAUACUACUUUUCUGGUCCCCCAUCAUGGAAAUGGUUUUAUCCUUUUCAUUAUGGACCAUUUGCCUCUGAUAUGAAGGGCCUAGCUCAGGUCAAACCACAAUUUGAGAAGGGUUCCCCAUUUAAACCUAUAGAUACACUCAUGGCUGUCCUGCCACCAAGGAGUGCUCAUGCACUUCCUGAGGACUAUCGCGCACUUAUGAUGGAAGACUGUUCAAGCAUCAUAGAAUUUUAUCCUUCUGAUUUCGAAGUGGACAUGGAUGGGAAAAGAUUUACAUGGCAGGGUAUCAGCAAACUUCCCUUUAUAGACGAAUCCCGUCUUCUACACGAGACAAGGAAGUUGGAGAAGGAACUCAAGGGGGAAGAAAUUGAGAGGAAUGCUGAAAAACUUGAUCGGUUAUUCAUCCGAAGCUCCCACAUUAUGGCAUCACAAAUUGUCUCGCUGACUAAUGGUGGCAAUCAGUCUAUCAAAAUUGACCCCAAUUUGAGCUUUGGAAUCAGUGACUUUAUCCGUCAGCUUGAUGAUAAUGAUGCCAAGGUGAAAGGAGAUGAUAGCUCUGAAGAAGACCCUGUCUUAUGUGCCCUAUAUGAGCUUCCUAACACAAGUCUGCAUAUGCCUCGUUUACUUGACGGUUUACAACUUCCCCCCAAGACAAUCAAUGAAUGUGAGCUUCUGGAAACAGUUCUAUGGCAUGAAUGUCAGGGAAAUGCGACCACUCACAGCUUGCAGCAAGGUCAAGCAAGGUUCAAAAAACCAAAUGAUUUCGGAAAUAUAAGUUUUCAAAACAAUACUAGACUCACUUCAGGAUCUCCCGCCAAUUCAAUUCACAAGUUUGCUGGUUCUGGAUGGGGUUGUGGUAGAGGAAGAGCAAAUGGCAGUACUUCUGGGGACCAAAACUAUGCUCCAAAGACAACAUCCAGUGAUCAAAGGGAGGUAUCAUCUUCUAGCUCCUACUAUGCCAAGGGUACAACCUCGGAUCACAAAAAUGAAGGCACAUUACAACAUGGCUUUCGGAAUCUAAAAAUAUCAGACUCAGGCCAAGGCUGGAGGCCUACUGGAAGGGGAUUUCAGCCGUUAAAUAAUGUUUUCUGGCCAUCAAGAAGUAGUGCCUCUCAAGACAGAAACUUUGCUAGUUAUGGUUCACAGUCUUAUCAUGCUCGGGGCCGUGGCAGAGACCAACACAAUUCAUGGCAACAAACUUAUCCAAUUGUUGGUACAGGUAGAGGCCAGCAAGACCCUUGGACACACACCCAGCCUCCUUUUUCUGCUAGCCGCUCGUCAUCACAUGCCGGUGGAAGAGGGAACUUUCAGCGUAGUGACUUCAGUGGAAGUGGCAGUGGUAGGUAG
This is a messenger RNA of Fragaria vesca subsp. vesca, 2907 nucleotides long. Its product is annotated as 5'-3' exoribonuclease 3-like. The transcript has 23 exons. The coding region runs from base 1 to 2907 and encodes 968 amino acids. Gene Ontology annotation, molecular function: RNA binding; 5'-3' RNA exonuclease activity. Gene Ontology annotation, biological process: nuclear-transcribed mRNA catabolic process. Gene Ontology annotation, cellular component: nucleus. Lineage: Eukaryota; Viridiplantae; Streptophyta; Magnoliopsida; Rosales; Rosaceae. The record is from RefSeq and is a predicted model, not a curated record.